CCCUCCAUUAAUUUGUCUUCUCUCUCCCUCUCCCUCUCCCUCUUCGUCUCCGUUUCCCUCUCCCUCUCCCUCAGUCUGGACUUACAAUAAAAAUCUGCUCAGCUGCUGCUCUUUGGUACCCAGAGAGGAAUCAGAGCUAGCUAGGAUAUAGUAGAUCGAUGGAGAAGCUAAGAGGGUUAGGGCAUCUCUUCGCGACGGUGUUCAUGUGGGCGUUCGGGGGCUUCAUAGUCGUCCCCGCCGUCACCGACGUCACCAUGUCCGCUCUCUGCCCCGGCACCGACGAGUGCUCCCUCGCCAUCUACCUCUCUGGCUUCCAACAGGCGAUUAUAGGACUGGGAACAGUCAUGUUGACGCCACUAAUUGGGAAUCUAUCCGAUGAGUACGGCAGGAAAGCUUUGCUCACGCUCCCAAUGGUUGCCUCCAUCAUCCCUCUAGCUAUAAUGGCAUAUAGCAGGGAGACCAAGUUCUUCUACACGUAUUUUAUUCUGAGAACCCUGACGGCUAUGGUCGGCGAAAGUGUUGUCGUUUGCCUUGCCCUUGCCUACGUCGCGGAUAAUGUACCAAUUACACAGCGGGCAUCAGCAUUUGGAGUACUUUCGGGCUUGAUUUCAGCCGCUGUCGUCUGCAGCACUUUAGCUGCUCGUUUCAUCCCCAGCAUUGCCUUAAUAUUUCAGAUCGGUGCUGGGGUAUCGAUGGUGGCAGUGGUAUACAUGAGAAUCUUCCUGCCGGAAAGUAUUCCCGAUCCGGAAGCAAACAAUGCCUCUGUGCAGCCAUUGUUAAAGGGAAACCAGAACGAUGACAUCGAUGGGGACAAUACCGAACCCGUGAAACAGGCGCACGUUUUCAAGAGGAUACCCUCUGUAAAGGAUGCCAUUUCCUUGAUGAGGACCAGCUUGACAUUCUCACAGGCAGCAGUGGUCGCAUUCUUCAACAGUCUCGCAGAAGGAGCGACCCAAGCUUCGUUGCUGUAUUUCCUGAAGGCGCGUUUCCACUUCAACAAAACUCAGUUUGCGGAUCUCAUGCUCAUCGUUGGGAUUGCAGGCACUUUUUCACAGCUGCUUGUCAUGCCCCUGUUGGUACCUCUGUUAGGAGAGGAAAGGCUGCUCUCGAUAGGGCUAUUAUUGGGCUUCACCCAUAUGCUUCUGUAUAGCAUGGCGUGGGCAGUUUGGGUUCCUUAUGCUGCAGCAGGGUUCAGCAUCUUUGUGUUCUUUGCGUCUCCAUGCGUACGAAGCAUAGCAUCGAAGCAGGUUGGACCAAUUGAGCAGGGCAAAGCUCAAGGAUGCAUUUCGGGGAUAGCUUCCUUUGCAAACAUUGUUUCCCCUUUGAUAUUUAGUCCCCUGACAGCACUGUUCUUAUCAGAGAGAGCUCCAUUCCAUUACCCCGGUUUCAGUAUUCUGUGCAUAGGAGUUGCGAUGAUGCUUGGAUUCAUACAAAGCCUUAUGAUAAGGCCUGCACCUCCCAGCAUAAGCAAAGAGUACCCCGAAAACACCUGCAGCACUGAGGCAUAGCUCUCGGGAUGAGUCUCAACAUUAUGACACAGAAAGCGAGACCAGCAGGGAUGGGAAGGGACCAUAGCCUGCAAUACAUACAGGAGACUUCUUGCCUAGGAUAUUCUGCAGGUGUUGAUGGAAAGCUCGGGAAGCAGAAGCUAUGAAGCUUUAGUCGAUGAACAUAAGUACAACUUAAUUCAAUGUAAUUAUCAGCAAAAACGCAUCCAGACCCUGCACCUGCAGGACCACUUGAUCUGAUGUGCUCUCACUGACAUGGAUAUCGAGUAGUUCUACACUGCAAUAGUUGAUUAAUCUGAAAAUUCGGGUUUCCAUAAGA
Molecule: messenger RNA, 1827 nt
Organism: Punica granatum (pomegranate)
Lineage: Eukaryota; Viridiplantae; Streptophyta; Magnoliopsida; Myrtales; Lythraceae
Source: RefSeq, a predicted model, not a curated record